Messenger RNA from Pyrenophora tritici-repentis Pt-1C-BFP, 2034 nucleotides. Its product is annotated as TrkA, flavoprotein involved in K+ transport. The record is from RefSeq and is a predicted model, not a curated record. Gene Ontology annotation, molecular function: flavin adenine dinucleotide binding; monooxygenase activity. Lineage: Eukaryota; Fungi; Ascomycota; Dothideomycetes; Pleosporales; Pleosporaceae.
AUGGGAGUUGGCGAUAUUUCUAUCCGCUCGAGCGAGCGUCCCGAGGCAGGCUCCGUAAAUAUACAACUUGGCAAGUUCCCAGCAUCUUCGAAAAAUGAGUCUGUCGACGCACACAAAGUCGCGAACGAGGUAGUCGGCCGCUUCAAUGACGCACUCUCGAAACAGAAUCACUCUGGCAUAGCCGACCUCUUCUUCAAAGACAACAGUUACUGGAGAGAUCAUUUAGCCUUGACUUGGAAUCUCAGGACUGUCAAGGGCAACGCUGCCAUCAAGGAGUACCUGCACUCUAGCAAGGUGCGAUUGGAGAAGAUCGAAGUAGACAAGAACACGGACUACCGAGCGCCAAAAUUCGGAGCUAUUGACAAUCUUGGGGAUGUCAAGGGCAUCAACUUUUUCGUCACGUUUGAAACGACUGUUGGACGUGGUGCGGGUGUCAUGAACCUGGCUGAAGAUGAUGGCCAGUGGAAGAUUUUCACCUUGUACACGCUCUUGCAAGAGCUCAAGGGUCACGAAGAGCCUCUUGGUCACAGGAGAACAAAAGGUGUCAAGCAUGGCGGUGACCCAGCAAGGAAGACUUGGAAAGAGAAGCGCGAUGCGGAGAAGGAGGAGAUUGAUCCUACGGUGCUGAUACUGGGAGCUGGACAGGGUGGGUUGACGGUGGCUGCGCGCCUGAAGAUGCUCGGAAUCCCAGCUCUCAUGAUCGACCAAAACGAAAGGGUUGGCGACAAUUGGCGCAAACGCUACCGGCAACUCGUGCUGCACGACCCAGUUUGGUACGACCAUCUGCCCUAUGUGCCCUUCCCUGCGCAUUGGCCUGUCUUUACGCCAAAGGAUAAGCUUGCAGAGUUCUUUGAGGCUUAUGUCACCCUGCUGGAACUCAAUGUAUGGACUUCCACUAACCUCAAAUCAACCUCGUGGGACGAGAACAAGAAGCAGUGGACGGUAACCGUAGAGCGUCGAAUGCUAGACGGCAGUUCACAGACCCGCACGCUACAUCCCAAGCACAUUGUGCAAGCGACGGGCCAUUCUGGCGAGAAGAACUUUCCUAAAAUAAAAGGCAUGGAAACCUUCAAAGGUGACCGUCUCUGCCACAGCUCGGAGCAUCCUGGCGCGGACCCUGAGUCAAAGGGGAAGAAAGCAGUAGUCGUUGGCUGCUGCAACUCAGGCCAUGACAUUGCACAAGACUUCUUUGAAAAAGGUUACGACGUCACCAUUGUUCAACGCAGUACAACCUGCGUCGUUUCAUCCGAAGCCAUAACCGACAUUGGCAACAAAGGACUCUACGACCAAGAUUCGCCGCCUGUUGAUGAUGCCGACCUUACUUUUUGGAGUCUGCCAAGUGAGCUCCUGAAGACGCAGCAAAGCAAGGUGACCAAGACCGAAGCGGAUCACGACAAACAAAUCCACGAUGGUCUUCGUGCCGCCGGCUUCCAAAUUGACAGCGGACCCAUGGACUCAGGCCUUCUGAUCAAGUACUUCCAGCGUGGUGGAGGCUACUACAUCGAUGUUGGCGCGUCCCAGCUCAUCAUUGAUGGUAAGAUCAAGGUCAAACAGGGUCAGGAAAUCGCGCAGAUUCUGCCCAACGGCAUCGAGUUUGCAGAUGGCGACAAAAUCCAGGCUGACGAAAUUGUAUUUGCGACUGGAUACCAGAACAUGCGCACCCAAGCACGCAAGAUCUUUGGAGAUGAGGUGGCAGAUCGGGUCAGCGACGUUUGGGGAUUCAACGAUGAGGGCGAGUUUCGAACUAUGUGGCAGAAGAGCGGACACCCUGGACUAUGGUUCAUGGGCGGUAACCUGGCGCUCUCCAGAUACUACAGUAGAAUCUUGGCAAUACAGAUCAAGGCUAUCGAGGAAGGCAUCAUGUAAGACGCCGAGGGCGCCAAGGCAAGGUCGUAGUCGCAUGUAGUGGAUUCAAUCGUGGCACAACAGACAUGGUGUCGGGCAACCGUAUUUUGACGUGGUUGGUUUGACCUGCCGCCCGGAACCCCAAAUGCACUACUUUCGGACUUAGCGCGGGGUAAACCUCCAUCUUCG